UAGAGGUAUUCAUCAAAAGUAAGAGUAUUAUCACUAGAGCUCGCUAGUCCAUUGAGGUCUUUUGAAGUGUUUGGUGGUGUGCCCAGAGCAACGCCCCACGAAACCGUGAAUCAGAACUCCGGAAUAAGCAAUAUCCGGCUUCCGAGUACUUCAGUAUCGUGUGCAGCAGUAAAAAUUUAAAAAAACUUUUGUAUAGUGCUAGUUUCUAAAAAGCAAUCGAUAACACUCAAAAUGCAUAGAAUAUUUUACGUGUGCUUAAUCCUGGCUGCAAGUGUCCAUGCACAGCAGUUCAAAUGUCCCCCCAAAGAUGGCCAAUACGAAGAUCCCAUCCAGUGCGAUAAGUUCUAUGAGUGCUAUGAUGGUCGUGUCACUGAAAAGCUUUGUCCUGAUGGCUUAGUAUUCGAUCCUACGAUCCGAAAAAUCAACAAAUGUGACCAGCCUUUCAAUGUGGACUGCGGCGAUCGACUUGAAUUGCAACCUCCCAAAGGCAAAAAUCUUUGUCCCCGUAGAAACGGAUUCUUCGCUCACCCAGAUCCUGCAGUAUGUAAUGUUUUCUACAAUUGUAUCGAAGGGGAAGCUAAUGAAAUUACUUGCACUUCUGGUUUGCAUUUUGAUGAAUAUACCGGUACCUGCGUUUGGCCCAACGAUGCUGGCCGCCAAGGAUGUAAUCCUGGUGCUAAUAAGAAACUAAAGGAUGGUUUUACCUGUCCAAAAGAACAAAAAAACGAUGAAUCGGGACAGACCGUUGCGCACCCGAAAUACGCACAUCCGACUGAUUGCCAAAGGUUCUAUGUUUGCUUAAACGGUGUUGAGCCACGUGAUCUCGGCUGCCAAGUCGGCGAAGUAUAUAACGAAGAAACUGAGCGAUGCGAUGCACCAGAAAAUGUCCCAGGAUGUGAGGACUGGUAUAAAGAAAGUGACGAAAAAAAACACUAGACUGAGGCGUCAAUCCAUAAUGGUCGUACAUUCACCAUCAUUGAUUAUUCAUAAGACUACCUAUUGUUAAAAAUAUUUUGAUAUAAUUAACUUAUGAAAGUUGUAUGAAAUUUUCUUUAAAUGAAUGAAAUACUGAAUAUAGGUCGAUUUGUUAAGGAGAUGUAAACGAAUGAAGAAAUAUACAUCGAAAAAAUAAA
This is a messenger RNA of Malaya genurostris, 1133 nucleotides long. RefSeq names its product protein obstructor-E-like. The coding region runs from base 232 to 936 and encodes 234 amino acids. NCBI's taxonomy places the organism in Eukaryota, Metazoa, Arthropoda, Insecta, Diptera, Culicidae. Gene Ontology annotation, molecular function: chitin binding. The record is from RefSeq and is a predicted model, not a curated record. The transcript is spliced from 5 exons. Gene Ontology annotation, cellular component: extracellular region.